CAAUUUAUUGGUGUCUUGUAAAAUGAGUUGAUGCAAACUAACGCAUGGCUUUUUAAUGCUAGCUAACAGUUGACCUCUAUGGUGGCUGCAAGCUAGCUAGCUAUCUUACUUGAUAUAUACAGCUAGACAGUGGCUUGCUCUCUAUUGAUUCAUUGAUUUUGGGUGGCAUGUGCGUUGGACUAGUAACUGAAAGGUUGUCGGGUCGAAUCCCCGAGCUGACAAUGUAAAAAUAUGUCGUUCUGCCCCUGAACAAGGCAGUUAACCCACUGCUCCCCGGUAAUUUAGGCCGUUAUUGUAAAAAAGAAAAAAAAUGUUCUUAACUUACUGGCCUAGUUAAACACAGGUUAAAUUCAAGGCCUUUAUUUUUGUAUGCAAAUACCCCCGUUCAUUGAUGAAAUGUAAUUUGAGCACAGCUGAACUUAUCAACAACAUGGACAAGAAAGCAACAUGGGACCGGUUCUACACAGAAAACAGCAAGGCAACCAACUUCAAGAAUUUUGAGUGGUUCUUUGGUUUCGACGCAAUCCGGGACUUCAUCUUGCCUAUGCUGCAUUCACAGCACAACUCUGAUGUCCUACAUGUUCUGGACAUGGGUUGUGGUACCUCUGCCCUGGGACCCUGCAUAUACAGAUACUCUCCCUGGCCAGUGCAUGUGACCUGCGCUGACAUCUCCGCUAUUGCUGUGCGCCUUAUGCAGGAACACACAGAAACCAAAGCCCUGCAACCUCAGAACACUUCCUCUAAGCUGGACUUCUUAGAACUGGACUGCACUCAUCUCCACAAACACUUUGGUUCUGAGAGCCUAGACCUAAUUCUAGACAAGGGCACCAUAGAUGCGUUGCUAAGGUCGAGGGAAGGUGGGGCCAAGGCCAGUCAAGUGCUUAAGCAGUGCCUAAAGGUGUUGAGGGACUCUGGGUCUCUCCUUCAGUUCUCAGAUGAGGACCCUGAUGCCAGAAUGUUGUGGCUGGAGAAAGAGGGCCAGGAGCCGGGGAUGAUGGUUGCCGAUGUGGGGGUGCAGGAGGUGGGAGAGUUAAGGGGAGUAACUUAUUACUGCUACCAAGUUACAGCUCAUCCUGUAGCACAGUAGAUAGUUGUUUGUGUAUGUCUGCAUAGUCAGGGAGUGAACAUCUUUGAUGUGACUGUAAUAAAUAAUUCAUUUCUUGAUA
Oncorhynchus mykiss (rainbow trout) is the source of this 1166-nucleotide messenger RNA. The record is from RefSeq and is a predicted model, not a curated record. NCBI's taxonomy places the organism in Eukaryota, Metazoa, Chordata, Actinopteri, Salmoniformes, Salmonidae.